Messenger RNA from Trichogramma pretiosum, 330 nucleotides. RefSeq lists its product as uncharacterized. Lineage: Eukaryota; Metazoa; Arthropoda; Insecta; Hymenoptera; Trichogrammatidae. The transcript is spliced from 2 exons. The record is from RefSeq and is a predicted model, not a curated record. The coding region runs from base 1 to 330 and encodes 109 amino acids.
AUGCUGAUGGGACAGCAAUCUGGAUUUACAAAGUACCCAUGUUUCAAGUGCUUGUGGGACAGCAGAGAUCGUAAAAACCAUUACACCGACCACAAGUGGACUGAGAGAAAUUCUUUAGAAGCUGGACAUCAUAAUGUUAUUAACAGUCCAUUAGUAGACCCUAAAAAAGUUUUACUACCUCCUUUACAUAUUAAAUUGGGCAUUAUGAAACAAUUUGUAAAAGCUUUGAGCGAGAGCGAUGAAUCCGUGGCUGCGGCUAUAUACUCAGCUUCUGUCGAGCUUAAUGUGACUAAUUUUGGUCACAGAGAUGACCAAGUAACAGUUUCAUGA